GGCGGGGCGCGCGGAGCCACGAGGGUCCCACCCCGCGCGCCCCGCGCUCCGUCCCGUCCCGUCCCGUCCGGCCCCGUCCCGCCAGCCAUGAGCUCCACGCAGUUCAACAAGGGCCCCUCGUACGGGCUGUCGGCCGAGGUCAAGAACCGGCUCCUAUCCAAGUAUGACCCGCAGAAGGAGGCAGAGCUCCGAAGCUGGAUCCAGGGACUCACCGGGCUCUCCGUCGGCCCCGACUUCCAGAAGGGCCUGAAGGACGGGAUUAUCUUAUGCACACUCAUGAACAAGCUCCAGCCGGGCUCAGUCCCCAAGAUCAACCGCUCCAUGCAGAACUGGCAUCAGCUAGAAAACCUCUCCAACUUCAUCAAGGCCAUGGUCAGCUACGGCAUCAACGCCGUGGACCUGUUCGAGGCCAAUGACCUGUUUGAGAGCGGGAACAUGACGCAGGUGCAGAUGUCUCUGCUCGCCCUGGCGGGAAAGGCCAAGACCAAGGGGCUACAGAGCGGGGUGGACAUCGGCGUCAAGUACUCGGAGAAGCAGGAGCGGAACUUCGACGACGCCACCAUGAAGGCCGGCCAGUGCGUCAUCGGGCUGCAGAUGGGCACCAACAAAUGUGCCAGCCAGUCGGGCAUGACCGCAUAUGGCACGAGGAGGCAUCUCUACGACCCCAAGAACCAUAUCCUGCCCCCCAUGGACCACUCGACCAUCAGCCUCCAGAUGGGCACCAACAAGUGUGCCAGCCAGGUGGGCAUGACGGCUCCCGGGACGCGGCGGCAUAUCUAUGACACCAAACUGGGAACCGACAAGUGUGAUAACUCCUCCAUGUCCCUGCAGAUGGGCUACACCCAGGGCGCCAACCAGAGCGGCCAGGUCUUCGGCCUGGGCCGGCAGAUAUACGACCCCAAGUACUGCCCACAGGGCACAGUGGCCGACGGGGCUCCCUCGGAUGCUGGCGACUGCCCGGGCCCGGGGGAGGUCCCUGAAUAUCCCCCUUACCACCAGGAGGAGGCGGGCUACUGAGGCUCCCAGCACUCUCUCUCCCCACGUCGUCUCCCCAUCUCCCCAUCUCCCCGUCUGGGUUUUUCUGUUUUCACCAUUUUUUUUUUUUUUUUUUGAGACGGAGUUUCGCUCUUGUCACCCAGGCUGGAGUGCAAUGGCGCGAUCUCGGCUCACCGCAACCUCCACCUCCUGGGUUCAAGCGAUUCUCCUGCCUCAGCCUCCCGAGUAGCUGGGAUUACAGGUGCACACUCCGUGCCCAGCUAGUUUUUUGUAUUUUUAGUAGAGAUGGGGUUUCACCAUGUUGACCAGGAUGGUCUCGAUCUCCUGACCUCGUGAUCCACCCGCCUCGGCCUCCCAAAGCGCUGGGAUUACAGGAUUGAGCCACCGCGCCCGGCCCUGUGUUUUUAUCUUUUUUUAUUAACCUGUUCAGUGCUGCCAUGCAGCUGAGGGUCUGUGAGUGGUUGCUGGGAUCAGGCAGCAGGGCUUUCUCCCCCUUGGUCCUUCCCAGGACUGAGCCACCGGGCUGGGAGGGGAAGGGGUCAAGGCUGUAUCCUGAUACCUGUAGGGUCAGGGUCCCUGCUGGCCUGCUGGCACGUCCAGGCUGUGGGCCGAGCCGUGCUGGGGAGAAGAGGCCUGAGCUUGGAGGGAACCGGUCCCCGAAGAUUUCCGGUUGCCUCGUCUCUUCUCACUUUCGUCACCCGAUCAGUUUGUGGUUUCUGUACCCGCAAAAGUUUCAGGAAGUAGUAACAAAAGAAAAAUACUCCCCUUCCCCCCCCCACCACCGCGGCCAAGGAAUGGGGCGGGGACAGUGGGGAGGGUGCCGGGCAAUGAGUCCCCUGGAAAGGGAGCCUGGCCAUGAUGCUGAAUGUCUCAGGCUCCCAAGUGGCUGGAUGUCCCUCCGACCCUCAGACCUUCCCCGGGGGCCUGGUGGGGAAACUGAGGCCUGCACAAGGAAGCGGAAUUCUGAGUUGUCGGGGCCAAGCCUGACCCCGUCUCCACGCUACCCCACCCUCCCCGUGGCCUGUUGCACGGGCUGGAGUGCCGUGGGGCAACCUUCACUCACAGCACCUCGGCCUCCCACGUAGCUGGGACGGCAGGUGCUCCAGCACGCUGGCUACUUUUUGUAUUUUUGGUAGAGACAGGGUUUCACCAUGGUGCCCAGGCUGGUCUCGAACUCCUGGCCUCAGGUGAUCCACCCCCCCCCACCCCCGCCUCGGCCUCCCCAAGUGCUAGGAUUACAGGCGUGAGCCCCUGUGCCUGGCCCCUCAGUAGGUUUUCAGGAGCCCCAGCCCUCCUCCUCCCCUUCUGGACCUGACCGGCUCUACUGCUCCGUCUCCUCACCCCGGGGCCCCUGCUCCGUGAGAUAAUGUGAAACCCCACUGUGGACCAAAUGCAAUAAAGCCCGCGUGUAAGAAGAGAA
Messenger RNA from Callithrix jacchus (white-tufted-ear marmoset), 2416 nucleotides. RefSeq names its product calponin 2 (gene CNN2). Gene Ontology annotation, molecular function: actin filament binding. Gene Ontology annotation, biological process: actomyosin structure organization; actin filament organization. The record is from RefSeq and is a predicted model, not a curated record. Lineage: Eukaryota; Metazoa; Chordata; Mammalia; Primates; Cebidae. Gene Ontology annotation, cellular component: focal adhesion; actin cytoskeleton.